CUGAGCCUGUUUGCUGGCGUUUAAAAGAGCCGGCACCCUGGCCGGACGCCGGACUCCACAGCCUGCCUUGCACCAUGAAGUCCAUUGGCCUUCUCCUCCUGGUUGGGCUUCUCGCCUUCUGGGCUGAGCUGACCCCCACCUACGGCCAGCCAGCCAUCUGCCUCCUUCCUAAGGUUGUAGGGAACUGUGAAGCCUACAUUCCCCGUUAUUAUUACAAUCCAGAGUCCAAGAAGUGUGAGAAGUUCAUUUAUGGUGGCUGCGGAGGGAACAAAAACAAUUUUAAGACUUGGAAGGACUGUCAUUACACCUGUGAAGAGAAGCCCGGCACCUGCCCCAAAGCACCUCCAGAUCUCUUCACCAUCUGCCUGGUGAAGUGUGAAAAUGACUGGAAGUGCCCCGGCAAGGAGAAAUGCUGCAACUAUGCAUGCUUGGUGGAUUGCAUGAGUCCUGUGUAAGCGGCAGAUCCUGAAAGGAGAUCCAGAAUCUGGGGCCAAUCCUGAGGUGGAUGCCUCAUGUUCAAGAGGAGGAGGAGGAGGAGGAGGCCAGGACUCAGCUUUGACCAAACGCCUUCCCAUCAAAGUCAGCUUUGACCAAGCAUUUCCCCAUCCCCAUGCAGCCUUAGCCAGUGUACUUGCUUACCCCUUGCCAAUAAAGGCACGUAUUCAUUGCAUCCAACUGAGGGCAUGGUUACAAUAUUGAAAUAAAUCCAGGCUGGAUCA
Molecule: messenger RNA, 719 nt
Organism: Pogona vitticeps (central bearded dragon)
Lineage: Eukaryota; Metazoa; Chordata; Lepidosauria; Squamata; Agamidae
Source: RefSeq, a predicted model, not a curated record